Molecule: messenger RNA, 1626 nt
Organism: Achroia grisella
Lineage: Eukaryota; Metazoa; Arthropoda; Insecta; Lepidoptera; Pyralidae
Product: trafficking protein particle complex subunit 13
Exons: 1
Coding region: 232-1440 (402 amino acids)
Cellular component (GO): TRAPPIII protein complex
Source: RefSeq, a predicted model, not a curated record
CUAUCACUUGUGUUGUCACUUAUCAGUCACUUUGAUUUAUGUUUAUCAUAGUAUAGUAUUGACUUUUGAAAAAGUAAUAAAUUUUUUCUAAUUUAAGCCUCAAGCUUGAUGUUAUUGUAAAUUGGAUGGAAUUGAUGCAUACUUAUGAACAUUAAAAUAACCAAAUCGAGUGAACACCAUACUUGUGUACUACAAAUAUAUUUAUUUUCCCCAGAUCUUGAUUCCAUAUAGAUGGAUCCCAAGGAAGUUGUCGAACAUUUAGUAGCCUUAAAAGUUAUGAGGUUAACGAAACCGGCAUUAAUAUGUCCAAAAAUUGUAACGUGCGACUCCAAAGAUUUACCAGGGAAUAUCUUGAAUAACUACUUAAAAGAUGAUGCUACAUCUGUUACUCAAAUGGAAACAAUUGCAGCGGGGCAGUUUCUACUACUACCACAGAGUUUUGGUAACAUAUACUUGGGUGAGACAUUUUCUUGUUAUGUUUGUGUCCACAAUGAAACCAACCAACCAGUGCAAAGUGUUUCCAUAAAGGCUGACCUGCAGACAAAUUCUCAGAGAAUACCCCUUACUACACAAAGUCAAUCCCCUACAAUGCUGGAUGUAGAUGAGACAUUAAGUGAUGUUAUACAUCAUGAGGUGAAGGACCUUGGAACACAUAUAUUGGUGUGUGAAGUGACCUAUAUGUCAAAUUAUAAUACUUUAGCAUCCUUUAGAAAAUUCUUUAAGUUCGAAGUCAUGAAACCAUUAGAUGUGAAGACAAAGUUUUAUAACGCAGAAUCUGAUGAUGUGUACCUUGAAGCACAAGUGCAGAACAUAACUUCGGGAGCAAUCACACUAGAGCAAGUCUCAUUAGAAAGUUCCCACCAAUUCAUAGUGAAAUCACUUAAUGAAUUUGAUAAUGGCAAAUCUGUAUUUGGUGAUAUUACUUUACUACAACCACAAGAGAGCUGCCAGUACUUAUACUGCCUUACUCCUAAAGAGAACAUUUCUAAGGAAAUUAAAUUGUUAGCUGCUGCUAAGAAUAUUGGUAAAUUGGAUAUUGUUUGGCGGUCUAAUUUAGGUGAAAAAGGCAGACUGCAGACAAGCCAGUUACAGCGGAUGACUCCUGAUUAUGGUGACAUUAGAGUAACAUAUGACAGUCUGCCUAGUAAAGUCUUAGUAGACGAACCUUUCACCUUUGUUUGCAAUAUAGUCAAUGCUAGUGAUAGAACACUAAAUUUAAUCCUCAAACUGCGUUCUUUACCUGAUUCAAGCUUGCUUUGGUGUGGAAUAUCAAACAGAAAAUUAGGUCCAUUGGAGCCUGGAAAAUCAGUCUGUUUAAAUUUAACAGCUCUUCCAAUCAAUACUGGAUACCAUAGUAUCACUGGUAUUUCUUUAGUUGAUUUAUUUUUAAAGAGAACCUAUGAUUAUGAUGACUUGGCAUCUGUUUAUAUACAUUAUUAAAAUAAUAAUAUUUUAUGGUUUACCUAAUGAUAAAUUCUAGUGACAGACUAAAUUGCCUAUAAUUUUAUUAUAACAUUGUCAGUUAGAAAUAUUAUUCGCUAUCACAAUAGAUAUAAAAAUUGUAUCCUCACACUUUACAUCCUUGUAUCUUCAUGAUGUGAUAAACAACAAUAAAUAUUUAAUAUA